Molecule: messenger RNA, 4164 nt
Organism: Malassezia vespertilionis
Lineage: Eukaryota; Fungi; Basidiomycota; Malasseziomycetes; Malasseziales; Malasseziaceae
Exons: 2
Coding region: 1-4164 (1387 amino acids)
Source: RefSeq, a predicted model, not a curated record
AUGGCGCAGUCACUAGCAAAAUGGGGUAUUGUCACUUCAGAGGAGUUUGUGAAAGUACUGAAGCGGCCUGAAACAUCUAAAGAGGCACUUCCGAAUGGCGAGCGCAACGUGUCUCGGAUUGAAGUGCUGCAGUAUGCGUGGUCGGACAAUACCAUUUAUGUUCCGCAAAAAACAGAAAUGCUUCUGGACAUUACACUGGAGGCCAUGUUGAGUGCGAUACGGAACGUGAAAGGAAUUGAUGGAUUACAGCAUCAUAAUGAUACACGUUACUGGCAAUUACUUUCCUUCAUAUUGUCAUCACCGGAGGUCACGCCUGGGAUGCUGCAUGCAUUAGUGGGCAAGCAUAGUAUAUUCCAGCUAGCCAUGAGUGCAGCUGAAGAGUGCAAAAAUCACAGCACAUGGGAAAUCAUUGUAUCUCCUCUUUCCAUCCUUCUUCCUUUUAGCAUUCGUCGCUGGGGUGCGAGUCAAAUCGAUACGGUAAACUCACUGUUCCAAACUGUCCUGCACGCAUUACCGUGCAUUUGCGGGUCAGGACAGGUUGACGCGACUGUGAAUCUUCUGAAUGCUAUGUGCAAGUAUUGGGCACCUGCAUUAGAACUUGGGACGAACGCGAAAAAAACGUCCAAGUUUUUCUUGCAAGCAACACUGCUUCCUUUUGCCCGUGCACUCCACUACUCCCAACAGAUUGACGCACCAGCAUUGGAAGCUAGCAUCGUACCGAUUGCUGCAGCAUCUCUAUAUGAAGCUGCAGCAUUGGACGGUCCACGAAGUGCGCAAGGACUGCCUGACACACUACAGCCACUCACGGACGCUUUGGUGCAGCACAUCCAAGACGUGGAUGUAGCUCGGGCCAUGCUUUGCGUAAUACCCGUUUUUCUUGAUCAGCUGGUACGACGUAUUUGUGGAAUUGAUGUGCAAGCGCCUGUGCCACGUAUUCGACAAGGCGUGUUGGAACAAUACAUUACACCCAUUUGUCAAACAUUACAGCAGCUGCCGCCUACACUGUCAUGCGCUGUUGCACAUGCACGAUUGCUUCUUGUGGAAAAGAUUGCUGCACUGAAACUCUACAUUCCGGGAGGAGAGGAUCAAGAAGCAUGGUCUGCACUUUGGCGCAUCUUGUGCAAAGAGACACUGGUACUGCUGGAUUUUAAAUCGAGCACGCUUUGUGUAACGUACUGCUUCACGACAUUUACCGUCUUGUGGCGUGUGGAUAUGGCUACUUUAGAAGAGCUUCUUCCAAGCAUGCUAUCGACCACAUGCAACUUGCCCAAAGAGAUGGAGUGUGUUUGGGAAGCCGCUCACAAUUUUGUGUCAGAAGUGGUGGUCCGGUACGCCGAAAGCCGAAAUAUGUUGCACCUUUUUGGUAUUUUGCAGCAAGUGAUGGACCGUACGUGCGUGGGCGCCGAUCCCACUUUGUUUGCAACGCUUGCGCAGAGUCCACUGCUAGAAAAACGUAGCGUGGUGAAUCUUUCGUCUUUGCUGCAAAAUGCCGUGCCACCAGGGCAAGUACUCCCCAUGCUCUCCAUGACGCUAGAAAAUGUACAGCAACGAUUUGUACACGUGCAAAAAGAACCUGCGCCUGUGCUGUUCUCUGCACAUUUCCUUAUGUUGGUAAUCCAGAAUGUGGGACUCGAUCAUCUGCUCAACAACGAUGCUUACUUUGAAUCCAUGUUGAAAAUGGCCGACUCGCUCGUGGAAUGCGGUCUCCAAAAAAAUGAUAUGCUUGUUCGCGCGUGUAUUGCCGCGGGUCUUCGACUUCGUUUUGUUCUUGUGCGCAGAGCAUUUGUACAUGCACAGUGCACUGGCCAAGUGCUCCCUCCCAUGUUUACUUCUUAUACGUACCUCGACCAAUUGGUCCCGUUUUUUGCAUCGAAGGAGACUAUACCGCAAGUCCGCGCCGAGAUUCUGCGCACAGCAUUUGCGUGCGCUGAAGUGGAUUUGGCAUUCAAUGCACGAAAAGCGCCGUCGUACACAUUCUUGUCGUCGGUAGCCAGUCCUUUCCUUUUUGACGCCUUGCACAUGGGCAGUAUAUCUCAAUUUUCAGCUUGGGAUGGUCAAUUAUUUGGGCUAAUCGAUUCUGCAGACCUCCCUAGUGUGCUAUGGCGUAUGAUCACUGGUCGAUGGGCACGCGUCAUGGAUGCAUGUAUGAAUGUGACACAGCUUUGCGCAUGUAUUGAAUACAUGCAAAAAACAUUGCUUGCUUCACCGUCGGACAAGCUCGGGGGCCACCAAAAAACUAUAUCGGAAACAGCGCUGAAAAGUGCACAAUUUUUUGAGCUUUCACACUGGCGCGAGGCCAUUGUGCAGCAAAUGGAAGAAAGUGUUGCUUGGAUUGAUCCGUCUAAAGCGCCGCGCUGGAAAGCAGGCGCAAACUUGGAAGCUACACUAGCAGCAAUUAAUAUGUUGGAAAGACUGCCGAUAGGAAUCUUUCCUUCCUCGUCCUUGGAUCGCAUUGUCAGCUGCCUUGCUUGGCUUGAUGCAGCGUGGACGCUGCAUGGUUUAAAAGGGGAUACACAAGUAUGGACGGCACUGAAACUGUUUUUAUCACGCGCGGCCAGCACUACCACAGUGUGCUUCCCUAUACCCAUUUCUGUUUACAUAUUGGCGAUGGUCAAUAAGCCGAGCUGCAUACAAAAGUCGUGGGAACGCGCUAGUGUGCACCUUUUGUCGGCGUUGUUUUCCGCUCCCGAUGCGAUCGAGCAUGUGCUGCAUUCCGAUACAAUGGUCACCUUGUCAACAAGUAAUGCGCCGCUAGCGCAGCACAUUCUUGCUAUUUUAUUGGAGCACGCAGCAGAUGCAACGAUUCCAUUGCGAUCGUUACCGGCCAACUUGGGUUCAUCGACACUGGAAAAGGAAGUGAUGUCUGCUUUUGCAAAAAUGCAUGAAGAAAUGGAUGACAAUGCUUUCUGUCUUGCGCGGCUGCGUAUUUUACACGCAUCCGAAGCGGAUGUGUCUUCUGCAGCGCUGAUAUUUGAUCAACUGUUGAACAGCAUUGAAACAAUACCCUUUGCGGCGCAGCAAGAGGACGGGGUGCUUUUUGCGACUGCACUGUUUUCCUGCUUGUCCACACUGCGCUUCUAUCUGCAUGGGCAGAAAGGCAAACCAUAUGUCGCGCUUUGCAUGGCCUAUUCGUCUUUGUCUGCUAAACUCAACGGUUCCGAGCUUCUUACGCAUCGUUUUGUGCAAGCGAUUAUGUCCAUGGAUCAAGACUCGUAUGCAAGCACGCUUGAAACGUUGGAGCUUCCGUUUCUGCGAAAGAUGCCCGAAUGCACCAUUGACGACAUGUCGUCACUACUUAGUGUGAUGAGUAUUUUACUGCAGCACGCUCCUAGCGGGACGAGCAAGAUUGCAAGUGCGCGCUUUGCUUCUAUGGUCGUCCGACUGCCGUCUAUCGUAACACAGGCUCCCAUGCUAUCUCUAGCUGCUACCGAAAUGGUAAGGCGCGUAUGCCAAUAUAGGGCGUUGAUUUUGCGCAGCGCAGAUGUGGCCAAGAUCUUUGCAUUUUUUGGCGUACUAUUGCGGCCCGCCGGGACAGAAAACAAGAAUAUGGCGCUUACGUUGCAGGCAAACACAGUGUAUCAAGGCAUCGUUGCAAGUCUGUGCGCCAUUGUGCGCUUUCGCAAAGACUUGUUGAGUCCGCUUUUACCUCACCUGACAGCGCUGCUAUCUUCGCUGCUGCUUCCUCUCCUUUCCUUGCUUCGUUCCAACACCGGACGCGCACCGCUGCGCACACUGGCAGAAACAACGCCUUGCUGGCUUGAUGUUGUUUCAAGUCCACUGGGCUUAACCGAAGCGCGUUCUUUAAGUCGUCUUUAUACCGAGAUUUCCACCAAGACGACGUCAAUUGCAACAAUGAUUGCAAGCAAGAAACGAAAACUAACAAGUGAUGCAAUCCAAGUUGGUACGACCGAGACAUUGGGUCGCUCCAUGACAAAGCACGCAAUUUAUGUGCUUGUUGCCUAUGUCAGACUCGUCGCACAGCGCACGUCAACCAUUGCAGCGCCGUUGCGCCAAGCGCUUUUGCCCGGUCUCUUUGCUCUGUGCAGCAUCAUUAGCGAGUAUGAACGCGAUGCGGCACUCAAAGGCAUGCUCGAUGCGAGUGGCCAAGCUGUUUUCAAAUCAUUAUGGAAAGAAUGGGAACACGAACGGUACAAAGGAACAUGA